UUAUCAACUUGUAUCUUGCAAGGGACAGUUUUCCUUUUCUCGCAGUUGACUCUCGCCCGCUGUCUUCUGUGUUCCUGUCAUUGUUCCUUCCCUAACAAAAUCUGGGGAGGUUGUCGAUUGUGUAUCGUUCACCAUGGAUAACUGAAAGAGAAAAAGAAAUCACCAUUAUUUUAUUGUUAACUCUCACAUGCCGCUCUUUCAACCAUCUCUGUCUUUUUUUUUCAUUUCCUACAAAGCCGUCUACCUAAGUGUUUACUUCUUUAGCCUAGCCUUUCUUCUUCACUCUCUCUCCCUCUUGAAACCUUUCAUUAUCCGUCCCUCACAAAGACAGGAUCAGACUAUGCCAACAGGGACCUCGUGCUCAUAUCCAGCAUGUUUGUCCCAUUCAGUGGCCUCCAGGCCAUAGAUCUCUUCUCUUCGCCCCUCGGCUCUUCAUGUUCUGAAAAACAACCCAAGGACGCUCGUUCUUCUUCUACACACUGGACACCACGAACAGCAACUGAUAUCCAACAUGCGGCCACGAAGUCGACCUCACAAUCAUCAUCGAGGUACUACAAAUCGAAGCCUAAAUGGCAAGCGUCUCUUUCGCGUUUCUUCCGAUCAUCCCCUCAGGAUAAACAUCAGAGGAGAAACGACACCAAGCUAGAAGCAUACGACGACGUGGAGAUGCAAGGGAACGAGAAGAUCGACAACAAGGAAAAACACACACAGCGUCUAAGUCGAAUGUCAUCUCUGAAAAUCCCCCGAUCAAGAACCAAGAGCAGCAUUGCAGAUCACGAAAAAGAGAAGAAGACCUACGAGAAAUCAUCAAUGACCACAUCAUCCACGAAGAUUUUCACCCCGAAUAUCGGGAUGUCCUCGACGUUGAAGAAACGUAAUAGACCUCAAAGUCGUCGAGAAUCUUCCCUGUCUACACUCCUAUCCCUUCGGGACCACCACAGCACCAGAGUACCCAGUGCAACUUCAACAGCCGCUGAAAUCCCAUCAUUCGAACCCCGGAUCUCGCCCCCAACUCCAACUCAGACGUUCGCGGAACCAUCAAACAAGGCAGUUCGAAGAAGAAGUACCAUCAAAGACUGGAAGAAGAAAACAGACCGGCUAUCUCUUUCUCUCUCCCUUUCCGUUCUCGCGCCUUCUGCACGACUAUCAGCCUAUGGGCCGUCACCUCAUUGCAAAAGCACCUUCGAGUGGGAUCGUAUAUCUCUCGAUGAAGAAACAGCCCCGAAACAGCCCGUGUAUAAUCAUCCGAAAACCGUAGCCAGGAGCGCUACGGAGAGGAAGAAGCCUGUCGUCGUGGGAAAACCACGCAAUGACAAUCCAUCGUCCCGGUCUAUGCGCUCGAAGAGAGAGUUAGCUUCGAGAUCUACUUCGAGAAGUAGACACGAGUCGAGUAUAGAUGUUACCGGAGACGGCGAAUUCACCAGCCUCAUGGAAGUUGCCAACGGAAACACCAAACGAACCGGUGGCGUUGAGGCGCUGGAACUCAUCUAGAAAUAAAUCCCUUUUUUCCCCAGUCCAUUAUAGACUGUUGCUGUUUUUUUCUGCAUUUCCAGAUUCCUCCUUAUUGAUAUGAAAUGAACGCUCAUUUA
Molecule: messenger RNA, 1589 nt
Organism: Paecilomyces variotii
Lineage: Eukaryota; Fungi; Ascomycota; Eurotiomycetes; Eurotiales; Thermoascaceae
Exons: 2
Coding region: 373-1491 (372 amino acids)
Source: RefSeq, a predicted model, not a curated record